CAACUGAUGAAAGUGUUCAAGAAAAUAAAAAAAGACAGAUAGAAGAUAAUGACAAUAAUGAAGAUUCGAAAAAAAUGAAAAAAACUGAACGGGUAAAAAAACGGAAUUUUGCCUUAUUACUAGGAUACUUAGGUAAAGAUUAUUAUGGCAUGCAAAGAAAUCCCAACAUGAAAACGAUCGAAGAAGAUCUAUUCACAGCAUUGCUUAAAGCUGAUUUGAUUGACCAAGAGUCGUUUGAAACAAUUCAAUACACUCAUUUUCAGAGAGCUGCGAGAACCGAUAAGGGAGUAUCUGCGACUCGACAAAUUUGUUCUGUAAAAUUACCUGAACAUUCUAAAAUAGAAGAUAUAAAUAAGUAUUUACCAAAACAAAUACGAGUUUUUGGUUUAAAAAGAGUCACAAAAGGAUUUAAUAGUAAAGGACAGUGUAAUGCGAGGACUUAUACUUAUACUCUUCCAACUUUUGCAUUUGCACCCGACGAUCCUUCGAUUGUCGCUAUAACUCCAACUGACGAAGAUAUUCAGAAACGAAUUGAAAAACUUUCAGUAAUUGACGGAAAACCAUUCACUGAUUUUCGCAUGACACCCGAGUUACUUGAAAAAGUAAAUUCGGUUUUACAAUUAUAUUGCGGAACGCAUAAUUUCCAUAAUUUCACAUCUAAAGUGAGACCGUUUGAUCCAAGGGCUAUGAGAUACAUUAUUAAAUGUCAUUGUUUAGAAACUCAUGUGACAAACAAUAUUGAAUUUGCAACAAUUUUAAUAAAAGGACAAAGUUUUAUGCUUCAUCAGAUCAGGAAAAUGAUGGCACUAGCAAUUGGUGUAGUAAGAAAUCUUAUUUCAGAAGAAACUUUAGAAGAAUGUUUUAAGCCCGAAAAACGUGAAGUUCCUACUGCUCCAAGUUUAGGAUUAGUUCUUAAUCAUGUUCAUUAUGACACUUAUAAUAAAAGAUAUGGAUCCGAUGGACUUCACGAAAAAUUAGAGUGGGAUGAAUGUGAAAGUCAAAUUCAGAAAUUUCACGAAGAUUUUAUUUUGCGACAUAUUGAAGAAACUGAAAUCGAAAAUCAAUCGUAUCCUUUUUAA
This is a messenger RNA of Cotesia congregata, 1079 nucleotides long. NCBI's taxonomy places the organism in Eukaryota, Metazoa, Arthropoda, Insecta, Hymenoptera, Braconidae. The record is from the annotation of a GenBank genome assembly.